Messenger RNA from Vollenhovia emeryi, 1731 nucleotides. Its product is annotated as zinc finger BED domain-containing protein 6-like. The coding region runs from base 1 to 1731 and encodes 576 amino acids. The record is from RefSeq and is a predicted model, not a curated record. The transcript is spliced from 5 exons. Lineage: Eukaryota; Metazoa; Arthropoda; Insecta; Hymenoptera; Formicidae.
AUGGUGAAUGAUAAAAUAUAUAUCAAUGGAAAAAAGAGAAAGGAAAACGCAGAUUCUUUACUCAAGGACAAAAGAAAUCUAACGCGAGAAAGUCGAAAGCGGCAUAAGCACAGCGGCCACAGCGUAACUAUAUCAUCGGCGUCCAGUACUAGAGAUGGUGAUGAUCCAGACGAUCCUAGUCUACAAGAACAGGCAGAUGCCUUUUUAUUAGAUAAUAGUGGCGUUAUUAAUGGCUCCUUGAAUGUAUUUCGGUUUAUUUUAAACGUAGUUUUCGUUCUCAUCGCGCAGAUCAUAACAGCUUAUAGCCUAUCUUCUUCAGUGUUAUCUAAUACCAGUAGUGCUAGCAUUGCAAAAAGUGGGCAUAUGACUGGAACACUAAAUGAAGCUCUGAUGUUUAUGGUUGUAAAAGACUACUUACCUCUUGACUUCGUCGAAGGGCUUGGAUUCAAGUACUUUUCAAAGAAAGCAGUGCCACUUUACAAAGUGCCAAGCAGAAGGAAUUUUACAAGACUGCUUGAUGCUAAAUACAAUGUUCUUAGUGCUCGUAUGCAGGAUAUAUUUUCCAAAAUUAAAGAGUUUAAUCUGACUGCCGACAUAUGGACUGACACGCACACCACCACGAGCUAUCUUGGCGUCACGGUACACUUUCUGUCGGGAUAUGAAAUGAUGGCAGCAACAAUUGGCGUCACACCUCUAAAUGCGUCUCAUGAUAGCCAAUACAUUUCAAGAAUGUUGGAAGAAACGUGCGCUGAAUGGAACAUAAGCAAAGUCAAGGUAAAGCAUAUUGUCACUGACAACGCAGCCAACAUUGUCGCGGCAGCGAAAGCUGUAUUCGGCUCCUCCAAACACUUAGGUUGUUUCGCACAUAUGUUGAAUUUAGUGGCUGAAAAAGCCAUUGAGACAACUCCUGGCCUCAGUGACUUGAUCAAUAAGGUGAAGUCAAUAGUAACCUUCUUUAAGCACAGCGUUAACGCCUCUGAUCAGCUUAAAGCGAUCCAGUUGCAGAACGGCCGCACAGAGAGCACUGUGCUUAAGUUGAUACAAUCAGUAUCCACUCGCUGGAAUUCAACAUUCGCCAUGAUUGAUCGGUUCAUUGAUUUGAGUGAUAUCGUGGGAGCAUUACUUUUGAAGUACCGAAACGUGACCAUGCUCAGUGGGGAGCUAUCGGAGCUCAAAGAAUUGAGCCGUAUUCUUAAACCUCUGGAUCACCUUACAAAAGAAUUGAGCUCAGAAAAAACUACUUCUGUUAGUAAAGUAAUCCCAAUGAUGAAUCUUCUGAAGCAGCUCCUAAUCGGCAUGGAAUUGCCUGUUGACGCGAAAGUGGCUAUCGCUUUAAAGGAGCAGCUCGUGAAGCAGAUAGACAUUCGUUUCGGCCAGGAUGAAAAUGUGGAAACGUUAGCGCUGGCAACCCUAUUAGACCCUCGCUUUAAGAAAAUAUACUUUCACGAGCCCCUCGCUCGUGCCAGAGCAGUGUCCAAAGUCACGGCCAAGAUCAUGGAAAUGCAAAGGGCAGAGGCAAUAUUGGCAGCAGAGUUGCCAUCAAUCCCAGUCAUUGCCAGCGAUCCUGAGAACUUGUGGAGCCUGCAUGACGUCAUGGUGGCUAAUGUCGGCCCGCAAGAGCCAGACAAUGUAGAUGGUGUCUCUGGACAAUUAAGAUUAUACUUAAACAGCCCCCUUGCUCCUCGUGAUACUAAUCCAUUACAAAUCUGGGAGACUCUAAAGAAGUAUUAG